AUGGCAUCAGGACUUCGCCCACCGGACGGCUUCAUCGACCUUUCUGCGGCAUACACUUCUCCUGACAAUGCAUUCGUCAAUAUUAUCGGCGUGGUCGUCGACCUCAUGCAGCCGACAAAGACAACCAAUGGAAGAGAUUGGACCAUGUCGUUCAGACUGCUGGAUCGACAGCUUUUUGGUUGGGUGAGCGGUUCCGAAGGCCUGUCUAUUCGAUUUUUCAGAGCGGAUCCUACGCAUUUACCAAAAGUCCAGAAUGUCGGUGAUGUCGUGCUGUUACGCUUCCUAAAGAUGAGUACUUGGAUGGGACAACGAUCAGCACUGUCGAAUUACCAGACGCAGUGCAUUGUGUUUCCUGCCGGGCGUAUCCCAGAGCCAUCGUUCGCCAUCGCAGUCCAAGGGCGAGACAAGAUUCAAACGCUUGGGAUUGAGCGAGAGAAGGAGAAUUUCAACUUGGUGGAGCAAAACUAUGCGAUCAGUCUGAAGAAAGACAUGGCAGGAACUGCUGCGGAUCGUUUACGGAAGUUCAAGGAUCAGGACCAGCGUCGAGAAGAGCGACAGGAGCAAGGGCCGCCGGCCAAGAAACAGAAGUCCAACGGCACAUUCAACCCCAAGUUCAAGCUCAUCGUUGACCUUGAGCCGCGCACUUACGCCGACCUUUACGGAGAGGUCGUGAAAAGGAUCGGCGUCACGUAUGGUUGCGAUCUCUACAUCACUGAUUACACUUCAAACCCCCUCUUGCGUCAGUACGACCCACCUGACAAGGAGGCGCCCGAGGACAGAGAUGGUGACAUCUACGGUUACACGGCUGGAGCCUCGAAAGGAAACUGGAAAGGACCGUUCGGGCAGCUGACGAUGAAGAUUAACGUCAAGUCUCCGCAUGCUCAGGUGGCAAAUAAGAUACUCAACGAAGGCGACUACGUCCUCCUACAAAAUGUAAAGACCAGAGUUACUGACGCGGGGCCAUGGCUGGAAGGUGACAUGUGGCCAGACGACAUAUCCCCUGAGAAGGUGAAGGUCAUAAAGCUUGAGGGCUCGAACAAUGCGGUCCAGCUCAAAGCCCUCCUCGAGAGGAAGGCGGCAUACUGGAAAGGACAAGAAGCACGCGCCGCCCAAGGGCUCAGAGAGGAGAACAACAAGGCCAAGAAGAACGGCAAGAAGAAGAACAAAAAGCAGAAACAAGAGACUGCUGGUGCACAAGCGGAAGAUGAAAGCUCGACAACAGCGAGAAAGCCAAGCACCAAACCCGACAAGAACCCACACAUACGCUGCAGCCACGAAAGCGUCCCUCUAUCGAACAUCAGAACCAUCCUUGACCCAAACAACGCCCGUCACACGAAUGCCCCACCCACGGGUGACCCCUACACCAUGCCCUUCAUCAACGUCAAGUACCGCGCCAAAGUCCGCGUCGUCGACUACGAGCCCAAAUCUCUCGAAGACUUCGCUGUCCCGCCACUACCAGAAGAACAAGACGAAAGCCAAGACAGCAUGGCAUGGCAGUACACCGGCACUCCGAACUUCGAGUGGUACUUCUCCUUGCUCCUCGAAGACGCUACGAACAGCAAAGACCACAGCAGAGUCUGGGUGCACGUCCAACACAAGGAUGCCCAAUUUCUAUUCGGGAACGACAUAAAGAAUCCGAUGGAUCUAAGAGCAGAGCCGCGGCUGCUGGCCAAGCUGAGAGAGAAGAUGUUCGUUUUGUGGGGAAAUUUGGAGGAGGGAGGCGGUGAAGGAUUGAGUAAUCUGCCUUUCGAGUGCUGUAUCCAAGAGUAUGGCAUCGAGAUGGAUGAGGAGGAUCCUGGCAAGGAGAAGGCGCCUCUGGGCUGGCAGAGGAUGUACUCUAUGUUCGGCGUCACGAUCCUGUAG
Zasmidium cellare ATCC 36951 is the source of this 1863-nucleotide messenger RNA. RefSeq lists its product as uncharacterized. Lineage: Eukaryota; Fungi; Ascomycota; Dothideomycetes; Mycosphaerellales; Mycosphaerellaceae. Gene Ontology annotation, cellular component: nuclear telomere cap complex; chromosome, telomeric region. Gene Ontology annotation, biological process: regulation of telomere maintenance via telomerase; telomere capping. Gene Ontology annotation, molecular function: G-rich strand telomeric DNA binding; telomerase inhibitor activity. The coding region runs from base 1 to 1863 and encodes 620 amino acids. The transcript has a single exon. The record is from RefSeq and is a predicted model, not a curated record.